CAGCCGGACUCAGUGUCCCGCGUCGUCCUCGGGGCGCCUUGUCAGUGCUGAGUGGGAGUCGUCCGGUGGUUCCGAGGCCGCCGUAGGAGCGCUGCCCAGCACUUCUUGGUGGCUUCUCCGGGCCACCCUUUCCCCUUUUCAUUCAUAAAUCCGAGCCCGCAUUCUUCACUCCACCGGACCAACCAUGUCUGACGGCGCCGCCGGGAAGCAGAGCGGCACUCCAGGCUUCCUGACGCCUCCGGCGCCAGUCCCCAAGAAUGGCUCAAGCUCCGAUUCUUCCGUGGGCGAGAAACUGGGGGCCACGGGCGCCGACUCGGGAAUUGGCAGGACGGAGGAAUACCGGCGCCGCCGGCACACUAUGGACAAGGACAGUCGUGGGGCGGCCGCCACCACCACCCCCACGGAGCACCGAUUCUUCCGCCGAAGCGUCAUCUGCGACUCCAAUGCCACCGCGUUGGAGCUGCCGGGCCUCCCCCUCUCUAUCCCGCAACCUAGUGUACCCGCAGUGGUGCCUCAGAGUGCUCCGCCGGAGCCUCACAGAGAGGAAACUUUGACCGCCACCGUUGCUUCCCAGGUGUCUCAGCAACCCUCGGCUGCUGCCUCCCCUGGGGAACAAGCCGUUGUAGGCUUGGCCACCACGACCGUCCCCAGCAGUACCAGCAAAGACCGCCCGGUGUCCCAGCCCAGCCCCGUAGAGAGCAAAGAGGAGCCACCGCCGUCCAGAGGUGGAAGUGGCAGCGGUGGCGCCAGCGCCAAAGAGCCGCAGGAGGGUAGGAACCAGCAACAGGAUGACAUCGAAGAGCUGGAGACCAAGGCAGUGGGAAUGUCCAAUGACGGUCGCUUUCUCAAAUUUGACAUCGAAAUCGGCAGAGGCUCCUUUAAGACGGUCUACAAAGGUCUGGAUACCGAAACCACUGUGGAAGUCGCCUGGUGUGAAUUGCAGGAUCGAAAGUUAACAAAAUCUGAAAGGCAGAGAUUCAAAGAAGAGGCUGAAAUGUUAAAGGGUCUUCAACAUCCCAACAUUGUUCGAUUCUAUGAUUCCUGGGAAUCAACAGUAAAAGGGAAAAAAUGCAUUGUUUUAGUGACUGAACUAAUGACAUCUGGAACACUUAAGACGUACUUAAAAAGGUUUAAAGUGAUGAAAAUCAAAGUUUUAAGAAGCUGGUGUCGGCAAAUCCUUAAAGGACUUCAGUUUCUCCACACACGAACUCCACCAAUUAUUCACCGAGAUCUUAAAUGCGACAACAUCUUUAUAACUGGUCCUACUGGCUCAGUCAAAAUUGGAGACCUUGGUCUGGCAACUCUGAAGCGGGCUUCUUUUGCCAAGAGUGUGAUAGGUACCCCAGAGUUUAUGGCUCCUGAGAUGUAUGAGGAGAAAUAUGAUGAAUCUGUUGAUGUUUAUGCUUUUGGGAUGUGCAUGCUUGAGAUGGCUACAUCUGAAUAUCCAUACUCAGAGUGCCAAAAUGCUGCGCAGAUCUACCGUCGAGUGACCAGUGGAGUAAAGCCAGCCAGUUUUGACAAAGUAGCAAUUCCUGAAGUAAAGGAAAUAAUUGAAGGAUGUAUCCGACAAAACAAAGAUGAAAGAUAUUCCAUCAAAGACCUUUUGAACCAUGCCUUUUUCCAGGAGGAAACAGGGGUACGGGUAGAAUUAGCAGAAGAAGAUGAUGGAGAAAAGAUAGCUAUUAAAUUAUGGCUACGUAUUGAAGAUAUUAAGAAAUUAAAGGGAAAAUACAAAGACAAUGAAGCUAUUGAGUUUUCCUUUGACUUGGAGAGGGAUGUACCGGAAGAUGUUGCUCAAGAAAUGGUUGAGUCUGGUUAUGUCUGUGAAGGUGAUCACAAGACCAUGGCUAAAGCUAUCAAAGAUAGGGUGUCAUUAAUUAAGAGAAAACGAGAGCAGCGGCAGUUGGUUCGAGAAGAGCAAGAGAAAAGAAAACAAGAAGAGAGCAGUUUCAAACAGCAGAAUGAACAACAAGCAAGUGUCUCCCAGGCAGGAAUCCAGCAGCUCUCUGCUGCUAGCACUGGCAUACCCACUGCUCCCACCACUUCUGCUUCAGUUUCUACACAAGUAGAGCCUGAAGAACCCGAGGCAGAUCAGCAUCAACAGCUGCAGUAUCAGCAACCUAGUAUAUCUGUGUUGUCUGAUGGAACAGUUGACAGUGGUCAAGGAUCAUCCGUAUUCACAGAAUCCAGAGUGAGCAGCCAACAGACUGUUUCCUAUGGUUCCCAACAUGAGCAGGCACAUUCUACUGGCACAGCACCAGGACAUACAGUUUCUAGUAUCCAAGCACAAUCUCAGCCCCAUGGAGUGUAUCCACCCUCAAGUACGCCUCAGUCCAUGGCGCAUCCGUGUGGGGGGACCCCAACAUACCCAGAAUCACAGAUAUUUUUCCCAACUAUUCAUGAACGUCCAGUUUCUUUUUCACCACCUCCCACCUGUCCACCGAAAGUAGCCAUUUCCCAACGACGUAAGAGCACCUCCUUCCUGGAAGCCCAAACUCGCCACUUCCAACCCCUGCUGAGGACUGUUGGCCAAAAUCAUCUUCCACCUGGUGGCAGCCCAACUAACUGGACACCAGAGGCCAUAGUUAUGUUGGGUACUACAGCCAAUAGAGUAAAUAGAGAGCUAUGUGAGAUGCAGGUCCAACCUGUGUUUGAGCCAACCCAGAUUUAUAGUGACUAUAGACCUGGACUAGUACUGGCAGAAGAAGCUCACUAUUUUAUUCCACAGGAAACAGUGUAUCUAGCUGGGGUGCAUUACCAGGCCCAGGUGGCAGGACAGUAUGAGGGCAUUUCAUACAACUCACCAGUACUGUCAAGUUCUAUGAAACAGAUAACUGAACAGAAGCCAGUGCCUGGGUGCCCUGCCUCAAGUUCUGUCUUUGAAUUUCCUUCUGGACAGGCUUUCCUGGUAGGACACCUUCAGAAUUUAAGAUUAGAUUCUGGACCAAGUCCAGCAUCACCUCUUUCUAGUCUUUCUGCACCUAACAGUACAGAUGCUACACAUUUGAAAUUUCACCCUGUCUUUGUACCUCAUUCUGCACCAGCUGUGUUAACUCAUAGCAAUGAGAACAGAAGCAACUGUGUAUUUGAAUUUCACGCUCAAACACCAAGUUCCUCUUCAGGAGAAGGAGGUGGGAUUUUAUCUCAACGUGUUUACCGAAAUCGACAGGUUGCAGUGGACACAAGUCAGGAAGAACUGUCUCCUCAGUCAGUUGGAUUACAUUGCCACCUGCAGCCUGUUACUGAAGAACAGCGUAAUAACCAUGCCCCAGAAUUGACCAUUUCUGUGGUAGAACCUGUGGGACAAAACUGGCCAAUAGGAAGCCCAGAAUAUUCCAGUGAUUCCUCUCAAAUUACUUCUUCAGAUCUCAGUGAUUUUCAAUCACCUCCCCCUACAGGGGGAACAGCUGCACCUUUUGGCUCUGACGUCUCAUUGCCCUUUAUUCGCCUGCCUCAGACAGUGUUACAAGAAUCCCCACUAUUCUUCUGUUUUCCCCAAGGAACCACAUCUCAGCAGGUCUUAUCUGCUUCAUAUUCUUCAGGAGGAUCUGCACUCCAUCCACAGGCACAGGUGCAGAGUCAGGGUCAGCCAUCAAGUAGUUUAUCAGGGGUUCUAUCUUCACAACCCAUCCAACAUCCUCAGCAGCAGGGAGUACAGCCAACUGCUCCUCCUCAACAGGCAGUACAGUAUUCACUUCCACAAGCAGCAUCUUCCAGUGAAGGCAUUACUGCCCAGCCAGUUAGUCAGCCUCAAGUGUCAGCUGGAGCACAGGGCUUUCCAUCUCGACUGCCACCACAAUACCCAGGAGAUUCAAAUAUUACUCCCUCUUCCAACGUGGCUUCUGUUUGCAUCCAUUCUACAGUCCUAGCCCCUCCUAUGCCGACAGAAGCAUUGGCCACCCAAGGUUACUUUCCUACAGUAGUGCAGCCUUAUGUGGAAUCAACUCCUUUGGUUCCUAUGGGCAGUGUAGGAGGCCAGGUUCAAGUGUCCCAACCAGCAGUGAGUUUAACGCAACAACCCCCUACUACAUCCUCCCAGCAAGCAGUUCUGGAGAGUACUCAGGGAGUCUCUCAGGCUGCUCCUCCAGAACAAACUCCAAUAACACAGUCACAACCUACUCAGCCUGUUCCAUUGGUUUCCUCUGUAGACAGUGCACAUUCAGACGUUGCUUCUGGUAUGAGUGAUGGCAAUGAGAAUGCUCCGUCAUCCAGUGGGAGGCAUGAAGGGAGGACAACAAAACGUCAUUGUCGAAAAUCUGUGAGAAGUCGCUCUCGGCAUGAAAAGACUUCUCGCCCGAAACUGAGAAUUUUAAAUGUUUCAAAUAAAGGAGACCGAGUAGUAGAAUGUCAGUUGGAGACUCAUAAUCGGAAAAUGGUUACAUUUAAAUUUGACCUAGAUGGUGACAACCCUGAAGAGAUAGCAACAAUUAUGGUGAACAAUGACUUCAUUCUAGCAAUAGAGAGAGAGUCUUUUGUGGCUCAGGUGCGGGAAAUUAUUGAGAAAGCUGAUGAAAUGUUAAGUGAGGAUGUCAGUGUGGAGCCUGAGGGUGACCAGGGAUUGGAGAGUCUGCAAGGAAAAGAUGACUAUGGCUUUGCAGGUUCUCAGAAAUUAGAAGGAGAGUUCAAGCAACCAAUUGCUGUAUCUUCCAUGCCACAACAAAUAGGUGUUCCUACCAGUUCUUUAACACAAGUUGUUCAUUCUGCUGGAAGACGGUUUAUAGUGAGUCCUGUACCAGAAAGUAGGUUACGAGAAUCAAAAGUUUUCACCAGUGAAAUAUCAGAUCCAGUUGUGGCCUCUACAUCUCAGGGCCCUGGAAUGAACUUAUCUCACUCUGCUUCAUCACUCAGUCUCCAGCAGGCCUUUUCUGAACUGAAACAUGGUCAGAUUACUGAAGGACCCAAUACAGCACCUCCAAAUUUUAAUCACACAGGACCAACAUUUUCUCCCUUUUUGGCUAGCAUUGCUGGUGUCCAAACUGUAGCAGCAUCCACACCAUCAGUACCAGUCCCUAUAACAAGCAGCCCCCUUAAUGACAUUUCCACAUCAGUGAUGCAGUCUGAGGCUGCACUGCCCACUGAAAAAGUCGUUGCAGGAGUUACCACCAGCACAGGUGUGGUAGCUUCAGGUGGUCUUACCACAUUGUCUGUGUCUGAGUCACCAACACCUUCCAGUGCAGUUUCAAGUUCUGCAGUACCUGCAGUUGUCACUGUGUCUACAACAUCCCAGCCAGUUCAGGCUUCCAUAUCUGGGAGCAUUGCUUCUAGUACAGGCAGUUUUCCUUCUGGAACAUUUUCCACAACUACAGCUACUACAGUGGGUAGUGUGGUGGCCCCAAAUUCUAAGCCUCCAACUGUAUCACUGCAACAGGUAGCAGGUAAUACUGCUGGGGUAGCCAUAAUGACAUCAGUCUCUACUACCACUCCAUUCCCAGGCACGGCUUCACAGCCAUCCCUUCCACUCAGUAGCAGCACCUCUGCUCCUACUCUAGCUGAAACAGUGGUGGUUAGUGCACACUCACUAGACAAGGCAUCUCACAGUAGUACAGCAGGAUUGGGUUUGUCCUUUUGUGCACCGUCCUCUUCUUCCUCCUCUGGAACAGCAGUGUCUAGUUCUGUUUCUCAGCCUGGUAUGGUUCAUGCUUUGGUCAUCCCAUCAGCUAUAGCUUCUACACCUGUCCUCCCCCAACCAGCAGUACCUACUUCUACACCUUUAUUACCCCAAGUACCUAAUAUUCCACCCUUGGUACAACCUGUUGCUAAUGUGCCUGCUGUACAGCAAACACUCGUUCAUAGUCAGCCUCAACCAGCUUUGCUUCCCAACCAGCCUCACACACACUGUCCUGAAAUGGACGCUGAUAACCAAUCCAAAGCUCCUGGGAUCGAUGAUAUAAAGACUCUGGAGGAAAAGCUGAGAUCUCUCUUUAGUGAACACAGCUCAUCUGGAACUCAGCAUGCUUCUGUCUCCCUAGAGACACCUUUAGUAGUAGAGACGACUGCCACACCGGGCAUCCCUACCACUGCUGUAGCACCAAGUAAACUCAUGACUUCCACUACAAGUACUUGCUUGCCACCAACCAAUUUACCAUUAGGAGCAGCUGGCACGCCAGUUAUGCCAGUGGGCACACCUGGGCAGGUUUCUACCCCAGGCACACAUGCUUCAGCCCCUGUCAGCACUGCAACAGGAGCAAAACCUGGAACAACUCCCCCAAAGGCAUCUUUAACUAAGACUGUGGUGCCACCAGUGGGUCCUGAACUUUCAGCUGGUACUGUACCCUGUGAGCAGCUGCCACCUUUUCCUGGACCUUCUCUAAUUCAGUCCCAGCAACCACUAGAAGAUCUUGAUGCUCAGUUGAGAAGAACACUUAGUCCAGAGACUAUUACAGUGACAUCUGCAGUUGGUCCUUUGUCUACGGUGUCUUCAACAGCAGUUACAGAAGCAGGAACUCAGCUUCAAAAGGAUGGCACAGAAGGUCAUGUCACAGCAACUAGUUCAGGAGCUGGUGUUGUUAAGAUGGGGCGAUUUCAGGUUUCAGUUACAGUGGAUGAUGCCCAGAAAGAGCGUAAAAAUAGGUCAGAAGAUACAAAGUCGGUUCAUUUUGAAUCUAGCACAUCAGAAUCAUCAGUUCUUUCAAGUAGUAGUCCAGAGAGUACCCUGGUAAAGCCAGAGCCUAAUGGAAUUACUAUUUCUGGCAUCUCCUUAGAUGUGCCAGACAGCACCCACAAAACACCUACCCCAGAAGCAAAGUCAGAAGCAGGGCAGCCUACCAAGGUUGGACGUUUUCAGGUGACAACUACAGCCAGCAAAGUGGGUCGUUUCUCUGUUUCAAGAACUGAAGACAAGGUCACAGAGCUCAAAAAAGAGGGGCCAGUGACCUCUCCUCCUUUCAGAGAUUCAGAACAAACUGUUAUUCCUGCUGUGAUACCAAAGAAGGAGAAGCCUGAGCUGACAGAACCUUCCCAUCUGAAUGGGCCAUCUUCAGACCUGGAGGCUGGCUUUCUAAGUAGGGGUACAGAGGAUGGCUCAGGUAGUCCACACUCUCCCCCUCACCUGUGUUCAAAGAGCCUUCCCAUCCAGAAUCUAAGUCAAAGCCUUAGUAAUUCAUUCAACUCCUCUUACAUGAGUAGUGACAAUGAGUCCGACAUUGAAGAUGAAGACUUAAGGUUAGAACUGCGACGACUACGAGAAAAACAUCUUAAAGAGAUUCAGGACCUGCAGAGUCGCCAGAAGCAUGAGAUUGAAUCUUUGUAUACUAAACUGGGCAAGGUUCCCCCUGCUGUUAUUAUUCCCCCAGCUGCUCCUCUGUCAGGGAGAAGAAGGAGACCUACUAAAAGCAAAGGCAGCAAGUCUAGUCGCAGCAGCUCAUUGGGCAAUAAAAGCCCACAGCUUUCAGGUACCCUGUCUGGUCAGAGUGGAACUUCAGUCUUAAACCCUCAGCAGACCCUCCAUCCCCCAGGCAACACCCCAGAGACUGGACACAACCAGCUGUUACAGCCUCUUAAGCCAUCUCCCUCUAGUGAUAACCUCUAUUCAGCCUUUACCAGUGAUGGUGCCAUUUCAGUACCAAGCCUUUCUGCUCCAGGUCAAGGGACCAGCAGCACAAAUACUGUUGGAGGAACAGUGAGUAGCCAGGCUGCCCAGGCUCAGCCUCCUGCCAUGACUUCCAGUAGGAAGGGCACAUUCACAGAUGACCUCCACAAGUUGGUAGACAACUGGGCCCGAGAUGCCAUGAAUCUUUCAGGCAGGAGAGGCAGCAAAGGACACAUGAAUUAUGAGGGCCCUGGAAUGGCAAGGAAGUUCUCUGCUCCUGGGCAGCUGUGCAUUUCCAUGACCUCAAACCUGGGUGGCUCUACCCCCAUCUCUGCAGCAUCUGCUACCUCUCUAGGUCACUUCACCAAGUCCAUGUGCCCCCCGCAGCAGUAUGGUUUUCCAGCUGCCCCAUUUGGCACUCAGUGGAGUGGAACAGGUGGUCCAGCACCACAGCCACUUGGCCAGUUCCAACCUGUAGGAACCGCAUCCUUGCAAAAUUUCAACAUCAGCAAUUUGCAGAAGUCCAUCAGCAACCCCCCAGGUUCCAACCUACGGACCACCUAGUCAGCAGAAAGGAUGUUAACGGAGUAGAUUU
Molecule: messenger RNA, 8123 nt
Organism: Grammomys surdaster
Lineage: Eukaryota; Metazoa; Chordata; Mammalia; Rodentia; Muridae
Gene: Wnk1
Product: WNK lysine deficient protein kinase 1
Exons: 28
Coding region: 185-8092 (2635 amino acids)
Biological process (GO): positive regulation of potassium ion import across plasma membrane; negative regulation of sodium ion transport; monoatomic ion homeostasis
Cellular component (GO): cytosol; cytoplasm
Molecular function (GO): protein serine/threonine kinase activity; potassium channel inhibitor activity; chloride channel inhibitor activity
Source: RefSeq, a predicted model, not a curated record